AUGUCUGCCCCACGCGCUACCUCUCCCUCCAACACGGCCUCUUCAGGCUCGACAACCGCGCGUCCUGCGUCGCCAAAGCCCCCGGGUGGCCCUGCGACUGUUAUGCGAAGGAAAGCUGCCGCUGACCGCGCCGAGAAGACCGCAAACCUGCGUCCAAGCAGCACAAGGGCGGCCGGUGCCGGUGGUAGCUCAAGCACUAUGCUGAGGCUAUACACUGAUGAGUCUCCCGGUCUGAAGGUCGACCCCGUUGUGGUCAUGACCCUGUCCGUUGUCUUCAUCUUCAGUGUCGUCGCUCUGCACGUCAUCGCCAAGGUCAUGCGCCGAUUCUCCGCAUAG
Molecule: messenger RNA, 336 nt
Organism: Alternaria arborescens
Lineage: Eukaryota; Fungi; Ascomycota; Dothideomycetes; Pleosporales; Pleosporaceae
Exons: 4
Coding region: 1-336 (111 amino acids)
Biological process (GO): intracellular protein transport
Cellular component (GO): Sec61 translocon complex
Source: RefSeq, a predicted model, not a curated record